Molecule: messenger RNA, 5162 nt
Organism: Armigeres subalbatus
Lineage: Eukaryota; Metazoa; Arthropoda; Insecta; Diptera; Culicidae
Product: cytosolic carboxypeptidase 2-like
Exons: 17
Coding region: 1065-4913 (1282 amino acids)
Biological process (GO): proteolysis
Molecular function (GO): zinc ion binding; metallocarboxypeptidase activity
Source: RefSeq, a predicted model, not a curated record
AGCGCGAGCGACGCUCUUCUAACUGUUUGGAUUCAGAUCGGGAAAAUUGCAUCCCCCGCACGGCACGACGCUAGUUGACCAUCAUCCCAGUGAAGAGCAUCAAACACGGCACCCUUGGCAGUCAGUUGCUAUUUGGACUACCAACCAGUCGGUCGAUCACAAACAGUAACCAGCGGUAAGCAAUUGCGGUGGAUACGCGCGGUCGAAUAUUGUUUCGGUCCGGUGGUGAUUAUCGUCCUACCGUGCAACAAUCUAAAAAGUAAAAGAAACGCUGUUCGCGCAAAAUUUUUCCCUGUUGGAAAAGCUGCUCGUGCUUUAUUAUUACAGUGCUUAUCGUUAAUCCCGCAUUGAAUUUUAUUACCAGGCGGGAAAUUUCAAUAAUAAACAAACGGAAAACGCAUUCGAAACUCAUCACUGCCUCCGCCACCCACUUUCUUUGUAUCAAUUCGUAGUCAUUAUCAUCGUCGUCCUCGCCGCGGUCGACGAACGAACCAAAACAAAGCGAAAACUAUUUAAACUUGAAAGCCGAAAGCCGCGAGUCCGAGUAGUGUUGGUGUGCGAGCGAGUGCAUUCUUUCAGUGCUAUUUUCCCACCCUUACCCCCCAGCAAUCGUUUCGCUGUCGCCGGGUGAUUUUUUGUUGUUUUGUUUAUUCAAAGCGCAAACCAGGAAAAGCGCGAACGGGGUUCAAAGGGUGCACCUAAGCGAAACAAGUGCCAGCGCGAGGGGGAAAACAGCUGUUUUUGGCUUAAGACGCAGGCAAGAAAGUGAAUCAAGUGGUCGACGGGUCAAGCCAUCUGAAGUUGCAUAAUCGCGUUAACGUAACGAAAGAGAAAAAAUCAACAACAAGUGGUGGUUGAAUUGUCGAAUCGAACCGCCACAGUGCAGUGAUUAAAAUUUCAGCCGGCUACCUCGGCAGCUUCCUCUCGAACAGCCUCAAGACCAACCAGCUGGAGGUCAACACCGACUCGAAGACGCUCCGGCCGAUCGCUCGCCUCAAGGAACCGCGGGAACUUUUCGCACUGCCGAAGGAACGGGACUAUGACUGCCCCCAGCAAGCCCCCAGAUGGCCAAUCGAGUGCCAGGUCCUGGAGGAGCGGAUUUACCACAUCAACUACGCACCGGAAACGCCCGAGCCGUACUAUCAGCCGACGGGGAAGGAGCUCCAGCCGCGGCCCGUGGGCGAGGAGAACGGCGUAAUCGUGUUCAACUACAAUCCGACCAGCGCGGUCCAUUAUACGAUGAAACUGACCAUGACGAUGAUUCGGAUGCGAGUAACGGUUUUCCAUCCGGGCAGGCUCGCUUCUACAGCAGUCCGGUGCUGGAUCUCGACGAUGAUUCCAACUGGCGCUACUUCGGGUACAGCGAUGAGGACAACGGAGGCGGGUCCUCCGACGAGGAAUUGGUAAACAACGGGGUGCUACGGUACGGUCGCAACGAAUUCGACACAAACCUAAACUACGAUCAGAUCAAUGCCGAGUCCGAAAUCUUCACCAGGGAACAGCUGAGGACAAUGGCUUUGGAACAGCCUUGUCCUGAGCCUCUGCGUCAGACGAAAACCUCGGAGUCGUCUGGUAAAGACGACGAAGAGGACGAUGACGAUGAUCAGGAUCAAAAACAGGGCGGUGACCGAACGUCACCUCACAUAGCUAACCCUAACGGUGGUUGCAAGACGUCCAGUACGGCAAACUUCUACGCCAGUGACCCCGAAUCCGAUAACGACUCGGAGGGCGAGCAGAGCAAGCACGAAAUCCAAUCGGCACCAACACUGCUGCACCUCAACCCCACAGCAGCCACACUGCACAGCAACAAUCCACUCGACACCGACACACACUCGUCAACCGAUGAAGGUUCAUCACCGACUGCUUCCGUUCCACAGUUUAGCCGCUCGACGGUGGGCGGCUCCAAAGCCCAACCGACGGCCCACCCGAACUCGUUCGAUCCGGACGAUCUGGUGUUCGAGUCCCGGUUCGAGAGCGGGAACCUCGGUCGGGCGAUCAAAAUCACUCCAACGUACUACGAGCUGUACCUCCGGCCGGACAUGUACACCAACCGGCACACGCAGUGGUUCUACUUCCGGGUGAAGAACACCAAAGCCAAGAUGGUCUAUCGGUUUUCGAUCAUCAACCUCACGAAACCGGACAGCCUGUACAAGGAGGGCAUGCGACCGCUGAUGUACUCUACCAUGGACUCCGAAUUCAAUCACGUUGGCUGGCAGCGCUGUGGUGAGAACAUCGCCUACUUCCGAAACGAUAGCGAAAAUGGGUACAACCACAGCAACUACCACCACCGGCCGGUGGACGACGACGACGACGAGUUCGUGGGGAAUGCCUCGUUCACGCUGUCGUUCAACAUCGAGUUCCGGUACGACGACGACACGGUUUACUUCGCGCACAGCUACCCGUACACCUACUCGGACCUGCAGGACUAUCUGAUGAGCAUACAGCGCAACCCGGUCAAGUCGAAGUUCUGCAAGCUGCGGCUGCUGUGCCGCUCGCUGGCGGGGAACAACGUGUACUACCUGACGGUGACGGCACCGUCGACGCACGAGGAUGACAAUCAGAAGAAGAAGAAAGCGGUAAUCAUCUCCGCACGUGUUCAUCCAGGCGAGAGUCCUUCGUCGUGGAUGAUGAAGGGCCUCAUGGACUUUAUCACCGGUGAUUCAUAUGUGGCGAAAAAGCUUCGCCACAAGUUUAUUUUUAAGCUAGUGCCUAUGCUCAAUCCGGACGGUGUCAUUGUGGGCAACACCCGCAGCUCGCUGACGGGGCGGGAUCUCAACCGACAGUACCGGACCGUGAUCCGGGAGACGUAUCCGUCCAUUUGGAACACCAAGGCAAUGAUUAGAAGACUGAUGGAGGACUGUGGCGUCGCAAUGUACUGCGACAUGCACGCCCACUCACGCAAGCACAAUGUGUUCAUCUACGGGUGCGAGAAUCUAAAGCGACAUCCCGAUCGGCGGCUGCUGGAGCAGGUCUUCCCGCUGAUGUUGCACAAGAAUGUCGCCGAUAAGUUUUCGUUCGAAAACUGCAAGUUCAAGGUGCAGAAAAACAAGGAAGGCACCGGACGAAUCGUCGUCUGGGUGCUCGGAGUGACCAACAGCUACACCCUGGAGGCUUCCUUCGGUGGAAGCACGAUGGGUGGCCGAGCGGGGACGCACUUUUCCACGGCGGACUACGAGCACAUCGGCCGGGCCUACUGCGAGACGCUGAUGGACUACUACGACGAUAAUCCGAUCAAAGAAAAGCUCCGCAUGAAGAUUCUGACCAGGCUGUCUAAGGAGGGUUCCAGUGCGGAGGAACCGCUUAACAUCCCACUGUCGGAUUAUUCCAGCGACGAAGGCGACACCAGCACCAGUAGUUCCGAGGAUGAAGCCGGCAAGGACAGCAUGGCGGAGCUGGAGGGCCCAUGCUGUUCAUCGCUCAGGGUACCGCCGUCAUCCCCGGUUCUACCGCAGAAGUUCAAAGGAAACAAGAAGGGUAAGAAGUCGCUGAGCCGAACUCCAACCAAACCGUACCGGCGGAGAGCUCGCAAUGCGCACCGGAUCGUUCUGGACAUUCCCACCGCGGAGCCGGCUAGCGAUUUCUUUGACUGCACCUCGGACGAAGAUUCUUCCCCGUUCGGGGGCGGUGGCAGUCAACAGCCCCAUCAGCUGGCAAUGUCCGACACGGAAAACACCGUCAAGCGUAGUUUCCGGAGGAGGCACAAGUACCGCCAGUCCGAUCGGAUCAAGAAGCUGACGAUGCUGGGCUGUGAGACGCAGUACCUCAUGCCGCCGGAGUUGAUCGUGCGAUCGGCGGCCAGCCGGUACCUGUCGGAGGAGGAAGACGACAAGAACCGGAUGGUGAUGAGUAUCAUCAAGGAGUUUCCACCGAUUAGCAAGGAGCGCUCGUGGCAGGGGUUCAACCGGGCCACGGCAGAGAGGAAUCGAGCCGAAUUGAUCAAACCGAUGAGUCCGGACCACAUCUUUGCCCAUCUCUCGUUCAAGCGUUCCAUCUGGACCGGAACCCAUUCGGAUGGAUACGUGAACGAAGCAGCGAACACCAUCAAUUCUCGACCCUUAUCCUGGGGAGUCCCACCGGUGCUGGUUAAGUCCACCCACUAUGACAAUGAAGCCCUGCUAACUGCAUGCUCGCAGAAGCUCGCCGCUUGGAAGGACGAAAAGCGUAGCCUCAAAGAGAAGCACCACAAAAGCCUGUCCAGGCUGGCCGCCAAGGACAAGGAAAACCGUUCGGCCGCCGCCAGCAGAAUGAAACAGAAUCUUACAGAUCAGUACAAUUCAGGGAAGCAGAAGACUACAUCCGAUAAGAAACUCAGCGAUAGCUCCGAAGGUAGCGGCAUCGCCAAAGUUCGACGGAAAACUAGAUCAACGCUCAACAAAAUCGCCGAAAAGGCUGAAAUCAUCACUCACCUGUCCCGUAGUGCCCGUUCCGGUCAAUCCCGUCGAAUGGCGGUCGCAGCCGCUGCUAGUCUGUUCUCCUCUUCCGGUUCCCCACGGAAAGCCACAAGCACCAGCAAUCUUCUAGGUCCGGUGUCCGGAUCACAAACCCAACUGCUCGUAUCGAGUCAAUCGCUGAAAACGCCAAUCCACACAGGCGCCAAUAAGUUCAAAACCGGCGGAAUUGUCGUGACGGCCGCCCAACCUCUGCACCACUCGAAGCAACGCAAAACCGCACAGGGACACCUCAGAGCCGUCCGGACACCGUCCAAUAGCAACAACAACAACAACCAAUCCUUUUCCACUUCACCGACCAAACUGCCCACGACGACCACAAUCGAUAUUCAGCUGACCACACUCUGCUCCGAGACGGAAUCUGAAAAGAACGUCAAAAUCGUUAGCUCACAGAAGAAGCACAAAAAGAAGCACCGAAUAGGCAACAGGGACAAAUCGGCUUCCGGCGGACGGGCCCCGGUUUGACUGUUCCCCGUAGCAAAAUUGGUUUUCCAAAAUCGAUAGUUUCAAAAGCAAGUGAUUAUCAAUUUAUGAAGUCUUGAUUCCGAAAGUAGAUCAAACCGAAUCGGUCCAAAGGACCGGAAGUGCCCUUGUUGCCACUCAGCGCCUUAUUUGUAGAUUUGAUAAAUGAAUAAUAAAUCAAAACAUUUAUGUUUGUCAGUGUGAGAAAUAAUUACUAUUGAAGAUAAUGAUAAUAAAUUCAACUAGCCAGAA